This is a messenger RNA of Arxiozyma heterogenica, 1920 nucleotides long. RefSeq names its product Hsp70 family chaperone SSA2 (gene SSA2). The transcript has a single exon. Gene Ontology annotation, biological process: SRP-dependent cotranslational protein targeting to membrane, translocation. Lineage: Eukaryota; Fungi; Ascomycota; Saccharomycetes; Saccharomycetales; Saccharomycetaceae. Gene Ontology annotation, molecular function: ATP-dependent protein folding chaperone; ATP binding. The coding region runs from base 1 to 1920 and encodes 639 amino acids. The record is from RefSeq and is a predicted model, not a curated record. Gene Ontology annotation, cellular component: plasma membrane; nucleus; cytosol.
AUGUCUAAAGCUGUCGGUAUCGAUUUAGGUACUACUUACUCCUGUGUCGCUCACUUUGCUAACGACAGAGUCGACAUUAUCGCCAAUGACCAAGGUAACAGAACCACUCCAUCUUUCGUUGCCUUCACCGACACCGAAAGAUUGAUCGGUGAUGCCGCUAAGAACCAAGCUGCCAUGAACCCAGCUAACACCGUCUUCGACGCCAAGAGACUGAUCGGUAGAAACUUCAGCGACCCAGAAGUCCAAGGUGAUAUGAAACACUUCCCAUUCAAGUUGGUCGACGUCGAUGGUAAGCCUCAAAUUGAAGUCCAAUUCAAGGGUGAAACCAAGAGAUUCACUCCUGAACAAAUCUCUUCUAUGGUUUUGGGUAAGAUGAAAGAAACUGCAGAAUCUUACUUGGGUACUAAAGUCAACGAUGCUGUCGUUACCGUUCCAGCCUACUUCAACGAUUCUCAAAGACAAGCUACCAAGGAUGCCGGUACCAUUGCUGGUUUGAACGUCUUACGUAUCAUUAACGAACCAACUGCUGCUGCUAUCGCUUACGGUUUAGAUAAGAAGGGUCAAGAAGAAAAUGUUCUUAUUUUCGAUUUAGGUGGUGGUACCUUCGAUGUCUCCUUAUUAUCUAUUGAAGACGGUAUCUUUGAAGUCAAGGCCACUGCCGGUGACACUCAUUUAGGUGGUGAAGAUUUUGAUAACAGAUUGGUUAACCACUUCGUUCAAGAAUUCAAGAGAAAGAACAAGAAAGAUUUAACCACCAACCAAAGAGCCUUAAGAAGAUUAAGAACUGCUUGUGAAAGAGCUAAGAGAUCCUUAUCUUCAUCUGCUCAAACCUCUGUUGAAAUUGACUCUUUAUUCGAAGGUAUUGACUUCUACACUUCUAUUACCAGAGCCAGAUUCGAAGAAUUAUGUGCUGACUUAUUCAGAUCCACUUUGGAACCAGUCGAAAAGGUUUUGAGAGAUGCUAAAUUAGACAAGUCUCAAGUCCACGAAAUCGUCCUUGUUGGUGGUUCUACCAGAAUUCCAAAGGUUCAAAAAUUAGUCACUGACUACUUCAACGGUAAGGAACCAAACAGAUCCAUUAACCCAGAUGAAGCCGUUGCUUACGGUGCUGCUGUCCAAGCUGCUAUCUUAACUGGUGAUCAAUCUUCCAAGACCCAAGACUUAUUAUUGUUGGAUGUUGCUCCAUUAUCCUUAGGUAUUGAAACCGCUGGUGGUGUCAUGACCAAAUUAAUUCCAAGAAACUCCACUAUCCCAACCAAGAAGUCCGAAAUCUUCUCCACUUACGCUGAUAACCAACCAGGUGUCUUGAUUCAAGUCUUCGAAGGUGAAAGAGCUAAGACUAAGGACAACAACUUAUUAGGUAAGUUCGAGUUAUCUGGUAUUCCACCAGCUCCAAGAGGUGUUCCACAAAUUGAAGUCACCUUCGAUAUCGACUCUAACGGUAUCUUGAACGUCUCUGCCGUUGAAAAGGGUACUGGUAAGUCCAACAAGAUUACCAUCACUAAUGAUAAAGGUAGAUUGUCUAAGGAAGAUAUCGAAAGAAUGGUCGCUGAAGCUGAAAAAUUCAAGGAAGAAGAUGAAAAGGAAGCACAAAGAAUCGCUUCUAAGAACCAAUUAGAAUCUAUUGCUUACUCUUUGAAGAACAGUGUCAACGAAGCUGGUGAUAAAUUAGAUGAAGCUGACAAAGAAACUGUUACUAAGAAGGCCGAUGAAGUCAUCAGCUGGUUGGAUUCUAACACCACUGCUACUAAGGAAGAAUUCGAUGAUCAAUUAAAGGAAUUACAAGCUGUUGCUAAUCCAAUCAUGACUAAAUUAUACCAAGCUGGUGGUGCUCCAGGUGCCGCUCCAGGUGGUUUCCCAGCAGGUGGUGCUCCUCCAGCUCCAGAAGCUGAAGGCCCAACUGUUGAAGAAGUCGACUAA